AUGGCCCCGUCUGCACUGACUCCGAUUGCAAGCCUCGAAGCAGAGGACCAUGCCCGUGAUGCGGCCUUCAACAAAGCCCUCCAUGGCAAAUCAGCACAAGCAAAAGGUGGCUUGUCAGCCUUACGCAAGAAGGAUCAGGCUGCUCAGAAACUUGCUGUGGACGAAUACUUCAAGCACUGGGAUAACAAGGCCGCCGCCAACGAGACGGAAGCAGAUCGUAAGGCGCGAAGGGAUGAAUACGCCACGUUGACCCGACACUACUACAAUCUGGCCACCGACCUUUACGAGUAUGGAUGGGGCACUUCCUUCCAUUUCUGUCGUUUCGCCAUUGGUGAAUCCUUCCACAAGGCCAUUGCCCGGCACGAACACUACCUGGCACUGAAAAUGAACAUGCAAGAGAACUCUCGGGUCUUGGACGUCGGAUGUGGUGUCGGUGGACCAGCCCGGGAAAUGAUCCGUUUUACAGGCGCCAACGUGGUGGGAUUGAACAACAACGACUAUCAGAUCGAACGAUCGAUGCGUUAUGCUCAAAAGGAGGGCCUGGCAGACAAGUGGAGCGCCGUCAAGGGCGACUUCAUGCAGAUGUCGUUCCCGGACAACAGCUUUGACGCCGUCUACGCCAUCGAGGCGACGGUGCAUGCGCCCAGUCUCCAGGGUGUGUAUGAGCAGAUCUUCCGUGUGCUGAAGCCUGGAGGUGUCUUUGGUGUGUACGAGUGGCUCAUGACCGACAACUACGACAACGACAACCCACACCACCGGGAGAUCCGACUUGGAAUCGAACAGGGCGACGGCAUUUCGAACAUGGUCACGGUUUCGGAAGGAUUGGCUGCCAUCAAGGCAGCUGGGUUCGAGCUCGAGCACCACGAGGAUCUCGCGGAGCGACCGGAUCCGAUUCCUUGGUACUACCCACUGGCGGGAGACUUCCGAUAUAUGGGCAGUGUGUUUGAUCUGUUCACCAUCGGGCGGAUGACUUGGUGGGGACGAGGGCUGGUGCACAAGUUCAUUGGACUGGGAGAGAAGUUGAGGAUGAUGCCUCAAGGUACGCAGAAGACUGCGGACAGUUUGGCACUUGCCGCCGACUGUCUUGUGGCGGGAGGAAAGGAAAAGCUCUUCACCCCGAUGUACUUGAUUGUCGCCCGAAAGCCCGCCACAUCUUGA
Molecule: messenger RNA, 1158 nt
Organism: Capronia coronata CBS 617.96
Lineage: Eukaryota; Fungi; Ascomycota; Eurotiomycetes; Chaetothyriales; Herpotrichiellaceae
Product: sterol 24-C-methyltransferase
Exons: 2
Coding region: 1-1158 (385 amino acids)
Biological process (GO): ergosterol biosynthetic process
Cellular component (GO): endoplasmic reticulum
Molecular function (GO): sterol 24-C-methyltransferase activity
Source: RefSeq, a predicted model, not a curated record